UCUCUCUCUUAGGGUUUCGAUCUCUCUCUCUCUCCUCCAUUAGAGAUCUCGAUGAAGGCCCUCUUCCACUCGAGGAGCGGGAGGGCUGCGGAAACCCUAACCCCUUCCUCCCAGAAGCAGCGCCCGCCGCGGGUCCCGAAGGAGAACGUCGAUCCCAGCCCCGCGGCGGCAGCGGUGCCGCCGCCGGAGUCGUCGCCGUUCCGGUCGCCGUCGUCGGGUGGCGCGAAGCCUCUCGCGCCGAAGAACCGGAGCCCGCUCCCGCCGCGGCCGCCGCAGGGGUCUUCGAACCCUCUCAAGAGGAAGCUGAGCUUGGAAACCCUACCGGAGAAUGGUGCUCCUCCCGCAUCGGCUUCAGAAUCUGGUGUCCAGGUUAUUGUUCGGAUUAGGCCUCCGAACGGAGAAGAAGAAGAAAGCGACCUCAUUGUGCAGAAGACCUCGCCGAACUCCGUCUCGAUUCUUGAUCACACCUUUACUUUCGAUUCAGUCGCUGAUGUCGGAUCCACGCAGGAGGCUUUAUUCCAGCUUGUCGGGAUUCCGUUAGUAGAGAAUUGCCUUGCUGGGUUCAACAGUUCUAUCUUUGCAUAUGGGCAGACCGGCAGCGGGAAAACUUAUACGAUGUGGGGACCGCCGAGUGCUUUGUCCGAAGGCAGCUCAUUAAGCAGCGAGCGAGGAUUAACUCCCCGCGUGUUUGAGCUGCUGUUUUCUCGGAUCGCGGAAGAGCAAGCUAAGCAUUCAGACAGGCAAUUGAUUUAUCAUUGCUGCUGUUCUUUUCUGGAGAUUUAUAAUGAGCAAAUAACGGACUUGUUGGAUCCAACACAAAGGAACCUUCAGAUCAGGGAAGAUACUAAAGUUGGUGUCUAUGUCGAUAAUUUGACAGAGGAGAAUGUGUGCACCAUGAAGGAUGUAACUCAGUUGUUAAUAAAGGGAUUGGCAAAUAGACGAACAGGCGCAACAAGUGUAAAUGUAGAGAGUUCCCGUUCACAUUGCGUUUUUACUUGCAUAGUCAAAUGCCAAUCCAAGAACACAGCAGAUGGUUUCAACAGCUUAAGAAUUAGCAGAAUCAAUUUGGUUGAUCUUGCUGGAUCGGAGAGGCAAAAGCUUACAGAUGCAGCUGGAGAGCGUUUGAGGGAAGCAGGAAAUAUAAAUCGUUCACUUUCACAGCUUGGGAACUUAAUUAAUAUCCUCGCUGAAGUUUCACAGUCCGGCAAGCAUAGGCAUAUUCCUUACCGUGAUUCCAAACUGACCUUUUUACUGCAGGAAUCUCUUGGUGGUAAUGCGAAGCUAGCAAUGAUAUGUGCCAUUUCACCGUCUCAAAGCUGUAAGAGCGAAUCAUUCAGUACUCUUAGAUUUGCGCAGCGUGCAAAGGCCAUAAAAAAUAAAGCAGUUGUGAAUGAAAUUACACAGGAUGAUGUAAAUGUCUUGCGUGAGCAGAUCCGACAAUUAAAGGACGAACUUCUAAGAAUGAAGUCCAAUGGGGCUGUGGCCGCAGAAAAUGGAAGUUAUUCGACAGGAUGGAACGCAAGGAGGAGUUUAAAUCUUUUGAGAAUGAGUUUAUGUCGUGCUACGGGAUUACCUCCUAAUAAAGAUGAUAGUGAUGAAGAGAUGGAAAUUGAUGAGAACGAUGUUGAGAAGCCUUUUCUUCAAUUAAGUGUACAACCAUCUUGUAGUGAAGAAGAAGUACCUUCAAAAUCAGAGAACUUGGGGGAAGGAAAAUCCUCUCCCACCUGUAAGGGAGCGGUUGGUGAUUCUGAAUUAGAGGGUACGACUGAAGCCUUGCGAAGGUCUGCUCAGAAUGAGCAUGAAUUGACUGAUGAGGAGAAAGUUCCUGAAGUUGGCCUAUUUUUGGAAGGAAAGGGUUGUGAAUUCCAGGACAUGGUGUUGGGGGGAGAUUGUACUCAUGAUAUGGUUGCAGACUUGUGUACUGAAUCUUCUCACUCUUCAAGUUCCAUCACAGCACCAUCUUCUAACCUUA
Molecule: messenger RNA, 1972 nt
Organism: Ananas comosus (pineapple)
Lineage: Eukaryota; Viridiplantae; Streptophyta; Magnoliopsida; Poales; Bromeliaceae
Product: kinesin-like protein KIN-12B
Exons: 12
Biological process (GO): microtubule-based movement
Molecular function (GO): microtubule motor activity; microtubule binding; ATP binding
Source: RefSeq, a predicted model, not a curated record